Molecule: messenger RNA, 3872 nt
Organism: Leptopilina boulardi
Lineage: Eukaryota; Metazoa; Arthropoda; Insecta; Hymenoptera; Figitidae
Gene: Hip14
Product: palmitoyltransferase Hip14
Exons: 11
Coding region: 330-2171 (613 amino acids)
Biological process (GO): protein palmitoylation
Cellular component (GO): Golgi membrane
Molecular function (GO): palmitoyltransferase activity; protein binding
Source: RefSeq, a predicted model, not a curated record
UUUGGAUUUGUACUCCGUGUGUUAUAAAUGUGAAGUUUGGUCAAUAGAAAUCUCGUUAAAAAGUGUGUAUAUCAACUGUUCGCGUAAACUAAAAUUGAAUACACAUUAAGAUUCAAUUAUUGUCAUUAUAUUAUAAUUUACGCAUAAAAAUUGCAAUGUUAACGUAAAAAUAGAGUUUAGUGACGUGAGAAAAAUUUUCCCGUUCAUAAAAUGAAAAAGCAAAGUUUUCACAGUAUCUCCCAGUAUAGACAAAAUCAAUUAUAAUAGGGAAAAGUUAUUUGGAAGGAUAAAAUGAUUGAAUGCUAGACUGAUUUUUAUCAUCUUUAAGAAUGUACGCCCUACAAAUGCAAAUAGCGUGCCAAGGAGAAGGCAAUGGCGAUACUGAAGAUACGAGUAAUAAUCAUCGUCAACCGGAGUCGUCACGCUCCACGGCACAAGACUGCAGUUCUUUCGAUAUUGUCAGAGCUACUCAGUACGGGGCUUUAGAACGAGUUACAGAAUUAGUAGAAGCAGGUGCCGAUGUAAAUCAACCUGACUGUGAAACAGUCACAUUAUUACAUUGGGCUGCAAUAAAUAAUCGUAAAGAAAUAGUCAAAUACCUCAUAGCCAAAGGUGCAACAGUCGAUGUUAUUGGUGGUGAACUUGCUUCAACCCCACUACAUUGGGCUACCAGGCAAGGCCAUUUAGCAACAGUUGUUUUAUUAAUGAGAGCCGGAGCUGAUCCAUCAUUAAGAGAUUGUGAAGGUUCAUCAUGUAUUCAUUUGGCCGCACAAUUUGGUCAUACCGCCAUAGUUGCUUAUCUAGUCGCAAAAGGAGUAAAUCCAAAUAUGCCAGAUAGAAGUGCAAUGACACCAUUAAUGUGGAGCGCUUAUAAAAUUAAUAGCUUUUGCAGCCUGGAUCCAACACGUCUUCUUCUUACAUUAGGAGCGUCACAUUCACUUACUGAUAAUUUACAUGGGAACACUGCUCUUCAUUGGGCAAUUAUUGCAAAAAAUAAUACAGCGAUAUUAACAUUAGUUCAUAAUGGAGCAUCUUUAGAUACUCCUAAUUUUCAAAAUGAAACGCCUAUGACACUUUUGGGUCCUCAUAUUGGCGCUGCUUGGCUUGGACCUAAAGUAACACAUGAAAUUAAAGAGAAGCAAGGUCGUGUUAGAACUUGGUGUAGAGAUAAGAAAAUGAGAUGGUACUGCAUGGUGGGCACGCCUUUCAUUCUCUUCUAUAUUAUCGGAAUGAUUUUUCAAAGUAGUCUUGAUUAUCUUUUAAAAUUAGUUGCAUUUGUUGCAAUAUAUUUAGCAAUUUAUUCCGCCAAUCAUUUCGUUUUUGACGAAAGAUUAUUUGACGUUUUACCAAUGUCGAUUUAUUUAGCAACCAAGAUAUGGAUUUACAUAACUUGGGUAUUUUGUUUGGGAGUACAUGCCGCGUGGUAUUUGUGGCUUAUGCUUGUUGGUGGCUCGGUACCACUUUGGAUUUGCUUUUUACAAUCGUGGCGUGGUGAUCCGGGAAAAAUUACAGCCACACAUGAAGAUAAAUUAAAUACAAUAAUAGAAUUAGCCGAAGCUGGAGGUUUUGAACCACAAUGGUUCUGCAGUACCUGCUUAGUCAGAAGACCAAUACGCUCGAAACAUUGUGCAACAUGUGAUAUUUGUGUCGCAAGAUAUGAUCAUCAUUGUCCCUGGGUCAAUAAUUGUAUUGGUGCACACAAUCAUAAAUAUUUUUUGGGAUUCCUGACGUCGCUACUAGGACUUUGCAUUGUGAUUUUGUCCGCGAGUUUUCAAUACUGGCAAUUUGAAUGUUGGACCAAUUUGACGCAUGGUCACACGGCAGAUAAUUAUUUAGUCGCUGCCGCAACAUGUGACGCUUGGGUCAUGUGGGUUAUGAUAAACACAGCGCUUCAUUCAUUUUGGGUUGGAACACUUUUAGCUUGCCAGUGUUAUCAGAUAAUGAUAUUGGGCAUGACGACGAACGAGAGAAUAAAUGUAGGCCGUUAUCGUCAUUUUGAUAAGGGAAAUCCAUUUCAUCGUGGCGCCCUUCAAAAUGCAGCAGAUUUUUGCAAUUGUAGCUUCUGCGGCCUAGAAGCAAAGCCAAGUUCCGAUUGGCUACACAGUUUCGAUUUGAAUAGCGUUGAAAAAUUACCUCUGCUAACCAAUAAGGACAACUUUCAGUACGUCUAAAAGUUAAAAAAAAACCAAAAUGUAUAAUAAUAAUAAAAAAAAAGAAAACAAAAACAACAGCGGAGAAAUUGUUACCAAAAAUUAUCGUAUUAUAAUAAUAAUAAUAAUAUUGUAUACUAGUUUAAGUAUUCCGAAAUAACGACGCACCAUAUCAUUCAAUCUGUUGCUCUUUUGCCAGUAACAAUAACAAAAACAAAAAAUUAUGAAAUUUUUUUCUUCUCCAAAAAAAAGAAGAAAACUUGUGAAAAUUUCCACGAUUUUCUAAUAUAUUUUUUUUUUUUUUGCAUUUUUGAUGUCGAAAAAAAAAAUUUUAAUCUUCUCGCAAUAUUCCCUCAGAAAAAAUUCUAAUCAAAUAGGAAAAAUUUUUUUUGGUUAAAUAUUUAGCUGAAAAAUUCGGCUAAAUGGCAAUUUGUAUUUAAACGUUUGCUAUUCGAAUUUUGCUAAUUUGAUUAAAAUGGAAAAUUUAGCCAAAUAAAAAUGUAAUUUUAUACAUUGAUUUGGCUUAAUGAGAAUGUGGUUUAAUUCAAAUUUAGUUCAAUAAAUUUAUGCGGGUUAAAAUUUAUUCCAAACAAAAAUUUCGGCCAAAUAUUACAAAAUUUGUCGAAAUGAAAAAUUUGUAAUUAAAAUUUUGCUAAAUAAAAAUUCGAUUCAAUAAAAUUAAAAUAAUUAAAAUUUAGCCAAAUGAAAAUUUGUAUAUAUAUAUAUAAAUUAACUCGGGAUUAAUUCAAAUGUGAUUAAAUAUAAAUUUAGCUAAAUAAAUUUUCGAUCAACUGAAAAAAAAUUAAGGGAAUAUAAAUUCAAAUUUAUAGAAUUAAUUUUGGCUAAAUGAAAAUUUGAUUUAAUUUAAAUUUAAUUUACUAAAUAAAUUUAAAUGAACGGAAAAUUUUGGUACAAUAUUUAGCCAAAAAAAAUGUCUAUAAAAAAAAUUUUGAUUAAAUUCAAAAUGUAACAAAAAUUCCAAAAAUUGGAAAAUAUUACUUAGGCUAAAUGAAAAUGUGAUUGAAUUCAAAUUAUGGUUAAAUAAUAAUUUUGAUCGACUAAAUAAUUUAGCGAAAUAACAUUUUUAAAUAGUAUUAAUUGUAGCUAAUAAUAAAAAUUUUUGUAUUUCAAUUAAAUUUAAGUAAAAUAAAAAUUAGAGUAAAUUUAUAAAAUCUAUCUUUUAAAAAAAUACGAUUAAUUUCUAAAAUUAAGUAAAAGAAAAAUUUUGCUUAAUAAAUUUUAGAUUUACAUCAUUUUGAUUAACUUAAAAAUUCGGAUUUUAGUGUUAAAAAAAAAUAAAUAAAUAAAUCCGAAUUUUGUACAUAUAAAUAUUUUUUUCAGGGGGAAUAUUUGUGUGUACCAAAAUUAAAUUUCAACAAUUUCUUUUUUUAAAGCAAUUUUCUAAAUGAAUCUCUUUUCUUAAAUAUUAAAUUUGACUUUCAAUUUACAGAUUUUUCUGGAAAAUUUUCACUUAUCUCGAAAAAGAAAAAAAAACAAAAAAAUUUCACUUUAAAAUCUCGCGCGUGGAAUAAAAAGACUCAAAAACAUAUAUUAAUUGAUUUUGAAAGAAAAACUUAACGGCGAUUACUUCAAAAAAAAAAACGAAAAAAAAGAAAAAAAAAAUUUUACAGUUACUUGAGAUUAGUGUUUUUGAUUUUUAAUUUUUUCUCUCUAUGAUGUAAUUCUGUAUUUCUCAAUGUUUUUAUAAAUAUAUAUACUCUU